AUGGAUACCGCAGGGCUGCUUGCUCGCGGCUCUUUGGUCACUGGGAUCGAAGUUUGGGCCGGCGCAUCGUGUCUCAACGGCAUUAAGGUCACCCUGUCAGAUGGCAAUGUUUUUGUCAAAGGAAGAAAGAAUGGACCGUCCAAAAGCUUGACCAUCCCGAGGAAUGUCACGGUCAGCGAGCUCUCGCUCUGGGGAAACGGUGCGGGUACCCGCUGUGGAGUGGGUAGAAGUGGUUGGGAAAUCGACUGCCUAGGCUUUGCGUUUCUGAAACCAAUAGAGUCCUGCAAGACGAAGAACGUGAGAAUAGACGUGAGUGAAUCGGAUGCAGGGUUCCCCAUCGUGAUCGAACAAUCCUACAUCAACCACACCUCGGUCCCGCAACAGGCGACCAUUCGAGUGGCUGAAUCGGUCAGCAUCACAACGAGUUGCACCGAAGAGACGGGUUUGGAGGUAUCUACCAACGCGAACAUAUCGGUCGGCCCCCCGGAGUGCAACAUAGGCGGGGGCAUAGGGUUCAAGCUCACCAAAACGCUCUCCGGCUCUAGGUCGGAGAAGAUCACUAGGACGAUCGAGGACACUCUCCAUGUCAGGAUUCCGGCGUACCGCACCGUUCAAGCCCGUCUUCAAGUAAUGAAGGGCACAUUCGACGCUCCAUACACAGCCACGGUGUACACCACAUUUCGGGAUGGAACAAGCAUGGUUUUCGACACGAAAGGCAGAUACAAGGGCACGUCCGUCGCGCAGGGUACGUCGUCUUACAAAUUUGUUUAG
Ectocarpus sp. CCAP 1310/34 is the source of this 771-nucleotide messenger RNA. Lineage: Eukaryota; Phaeophyceae; Ectocarpales; Ectocarpaceae. The record is from the annotation of a GenBank genome assembly.